AUGCCCCCCUGGUCCACCGAGCCACCCCAACUCGGGCCAUGCCUCUAUCGUCCAGCAAUGCUACUCGAUGUGACCCGGAGCGAUGAUACCGGAGGCAAGUUCAGCACUCCGUACGAGCACAUGUUCCGUCCCGACGAGCUGAACCGAGACCCAAGGAACGAGCCGCUGUCGAUCGAGGCAUUCGGAAUUCGGUACGCGCGAGCGAGCUGUGCGCGCAGCAGGCUUGGCGGCUUUAUCAAUCUUCAACUUCUUCUCUGCUGGUCCGGUCCCUUGCACGCGACCUGGCUGAAGGGAGAGGCGCUGACGCGGUGCUCAGACGCCAACCGGGGCGCUAGAGUUUGA
This is a messenger RNA of Trichoderma aggressivum f. europaeum, 342 nucleotides long. RefSeq lists its product as uncharacterized. NCBI's taxonomy places the organism in Eukaryota, Fungi, Ascomycota, Sordariomycetes, Hypocreales, Hypocreaceae. The transcript has a single exon. The coding region runs from base 1 to 342 and encodes 113 amino acids. The record is from RefSeq and is a predicted model, not a curated record.